AUGGAGAAUGCUAAAUUAAUCAAAGACCAGUCAGGUGUAUUACAGGAAAGAAACAAAAAUAAUGCUACUUCUAAAUCAGCUAGCAUUACAUAUGCAAAGCCUGCUGCUGUCUGUGGGAUGCAUGCAGAUGUGGAAAAAGAAAUAGAAGAUUGGCAGUAUACUGGUAGUACACGUUUGCAACGCUUUGCUAAAAAUGAAAAUGACGUAAAAUCCAUGGAGACCAAGAGACGUCCUAGGAUUUCUACACAGAUCGAUGCUAAUAGCGGUGGUUGUGGCAGUGGCUGUAGUAGUGGUGAUGUUGGUUGUGGUGGUGGUGGUGGAGGUAAUGAGAGGGGCGACGAUGGCGACGACAGUGGCGGCAGUGGCGGUAAUGGUAUUAGCGGCAAUGGUGGUGCAGGUAGGGGUGGUGUUGGUAAAGGUGGUGGGUGUGGUGCUGGUGGUGCUAGUGGCGGCAUUUGUGAUAACGGUAUCGGUAACAACACUAGAAGUAGUGGUAUUGGUGGCAUAAGUGGUGGUGACGGUAAGGCUGCUUGUGGAGGUACGAGUACUUGUGGCAGUGGUAGCUGCGGUGCUGGUGGCGACGGUGGUGCUAGUUUAUAA
Messenger RNA from Papaver somniferum (opium poppy), 600 nucleotides. RefSeq names its product keratin, type I cytoskeletal 9-like. Lineage: Eukaryota; Viridiplantae; Streptophyta; Magnoliopsida; Ranunculales; Papaveraceae. The transcript has 3 exons. Bases 1 to 600 code for a protein of 199 amino acids. The record is from RefSeq and is a predicted model, not a curated record.